This is a messenger RNA of Drosophila takahashii, 3708 nucleotides long. Its product is annotated as ubiquitin-protein ligase E3B. Gene Ontology annotation, biological process: protein polyubiquitination; ubiquitin-dependent protein catabolic process. Gene Ontology annotation, molecular function: ubiquitin protein ligase activity; protein binding. The record is from RefSeq and is a predicted model, not a curated record. Lineage: Eukaryota; Metazoa; Arthropoda; Insecta; Diptera; Drosophilidae.
CUAGAGAAGAAUGCAAAACCAAUUGGAAUAAAAUUGAGGUAAUUUUUGUAAAUUUGCUGGAUUUACGAUGCAGAAAAAGUCCAGCGAUGCACUGAAUCAAGGCCCCGGGACAGCGCUCAGCACGAGGAAGUGAUUGAACCGAGGAAAACGGUCCGGAACAGCGACAAUCCCAACGAAAACAAACGCCCACAGCAACAUACAUCAUCAUAAGAACAUCAUCAACCUGCUGCAGUGAGAGAUGUUUGCCCAGAACCAGAAAACCAGCUUCCUGGAGCAGACGAAGGCGGCGCGGGAGGAGCGGGCACUGGAGAAGCGUCGCGAGCAGGCGGCCAUCCUACUGCAGUCCACGCUCAAAGGAUACGCGGCGCGCAGGAAGUACCAGAAGCGGAUCAUCCACGAUUUCGAUGCCAUCUUCACCGAAAGUCAGGACGACAAGGAGGCGGAACUGGAGCUGCAGGCCAUCGCUGUGUACCCGGUGCUCCGUCGCUACCUCACCCAAAUCAAGCUGGACAAGAGCGAUGUGCGUUCGCGGGAGCGUCUGGAGCGCAUCUGCCGCUACAUCAUCAAGGCCAUGGAGACGGAGAACACGAAGCUAUCCUACGCCGCCCUCUGCCUGUUCAAGGAGCGCAGCCUGCCGUGGAUCGCGCACAUCAAGAUACUGCUCACCAACUGCCUGAUAUUGCUGCCCGAGCUCAAGCCCGAGAACCAUGCCGACAGCCUGUCCUUGGCCCUUUUCCUGCACACACUGGUGGUCUUUACGGCUCCUAAAUCUUGGGCUAUACUCAGGAGUGCCCAGUUCGAGAAGGUGCAGCCGGCCAUGCAGAAGAUCUGCUGCAACAUCCAGGGGCAUCUGGUGCAGCACGACUUCUACAGAACCAUGCGGCUCGUUUUGCUGCGCGGCACUGUGCGCGAGGAGUUGUCCGUGAAGCCCGUCACCCUGGUGGCCAUCAUAACGCUCUGCCUGCGCCCCCUGAUCGAUGGCAACUUCAGUCGGAAUCUGCUGACCAAGUUUCUGUCGGAGAUUCUGUCUGUGCCCGCCUUGAUCUACCAUCUGCACCAGAGUGUUCCGCAGUGCCUGGAGCAGUUCUCGUCUUUGGGGCUGUUAAAGAAGGCCCUGGGCAUCUCGGGUGAUCUGCAGUGGUUCGAGGAGUUUGGCGCCAGCAUGCCGGGCACCAAGUCCCUGGCGUUUCUGGGAAACAUAGUGAAUUUGUUCAACAUUGAUGGGCAGGGGGAGUCCAAGGAGUUGGCCUACCCACUACUGACUGAAACCACUACAUCGCUGCUGGAGUUAAUACCCAACACGGUGACCACCAAGGGAGUGUUCACCCAGUGGCACGAGCUGCUGGGCUGGCAUACUCCCGGACCAGAGCCCGCCCAGAAUCAGAAUGUGCCGCUGAUUAAGAAGCAGUUUCACAUGCUGUGGGAUCAUCGAUGCAUAAAACUGUUGCUGGGGGAUCUCCUGAAGGAAAUCAAUCUUAAUUACGAGCGCAUCGAGUUCCAGCCCCCCCAGCAGCCAUCCACAUCGAAUCUUUUGCGUCGUGCCUUGGAACGCAGCUCCACGAGGGGUGUCAACCUAAUGGGAGUGGCCAACAGCAAGCAAACGAAGCAGCAGUGGCGGAAGUUGGACAACGCGGAUGUGGUGCAGGUGUCCCGCAUCUGCGGCAUGUACUAUGCCGCGCUAAACACCCUCUCCCAAAUGAAAUUGGACAUUCUGACUGGCAUCUGCUACAACGACAAUGUGCUGUAUGAUAUUUGGUUGCUAAUCACCUCACUGGGUCCGAAUUGUGGAAUGAAAGAGUAUCUGGAGCUGCUCAAGUCGGAGACUAAUCUGCAAAAGCCGCAGACCGCCAUGCUGAUGCUAUUUUGCGACUGCAUGACGCACUACGUCACAAUUCUGGAUGAGUAUGAAAUGUAUACGGAGCAGAAUCCUUUUAAACUGAACGAUUAUGUGAUGUUAACCUACUUCCUUAAUAAUAUUCUCUAUAAACUCAUUAACGAGAAUCUCCUGGCAGGUGCCAAGAGCAUUGUCCAGAAUCCGGUUUUCCUCUCGCUGCACACUCUUAUGCUCUGCUUGUACCGCCGCGAUUGCCGUCGCCCCUUCACGCCACCCAACCACUGGCUCAUUCCGGAGGUGAAGCCCUCCACGUUCAUCAACGACCUGGAGAAGGCCAAGCGGAACGCUAUGCUGCUGCUGGCCAAGAUGCCGCACAUUAUACCGCACGAUGAUCGGGUCAAGCUGUUCCGCAAGUUCGUGCAGAAUGAGAAGGCGGUGAUGGGACUGACGGAGAGUGCCUGCGCUUCGCCUCGCUCCGCCCUGAUUGUCAUACAUCGCGAGCGGAUUGUGGAGGAUGGAUAUAGGCAACUGGCCGCGCAGCCUACGCAGGCGCUAAAAGGUGUUAUCCGGGUGCGGUUCAUCAAUCAGCAGGGUCUGCACGAGGCGGGCAUUGAUCAGGAUGGAGUGUUCAAAGAGUUCCUCGAGGAGACCAUCAAAAAGGUGUUUGACCCCUCGCUGAAUCUCUUCAAGACCACUUCGGACCAGCGGCUAUAUCCCUCGCCCAUCUCCUACGUCCAGGACAAUCAUCUGCAGCUCUUCGAGUUCGUGGGCCGCAUGCUGGGCAAGGCGGUGUACGAGGGCAUCGUGGUGGACGUGCCCUUUGCCUCCUUCUUCCUCUCCCAGCUGCUCGGCCAGACGCAGCAGGCUCUCUACUCCUGCAUGGACGAGCUGCCCUCGUUGGACAACGAGCUUUAUCGCAGUCUAACCUUUAUCAAGCACUACAAGCAGGAUGUGGCCGAUCUUAACCUUACCUUUUCCGUGGACCAGGAUGUAAUGGGCAAGAUUGUCACCCACGAAUUGCAUCCGGGUGGCAAGGCGCGUGUGGUCAAUGACCACAACAAGUUGGUCUACAUCCACUACAUGGCCUUCUUUCACAUGAACACCCAAAUUCGCGAGCAGACGAUAGCCUUCAAUCGUGGCUUUCGCAGCAUUGUGAAUCCGGAGUGGCUAUCUCUGUUCUCACCGCCGGAAUUGCAGCGUCUGAUUUCUGGGGACACGGUUCCCUUGGACUUGAAGGAUCUGCGAAAGCAUACACAGUAUUACGGUGGCUUUCACGACUCCCAUCGUGUGGUGGGCUGGCUCUGGGACAUCCUGGCCAAGGAUUUCACGGAAGAUGAGCGCAAGCUGUUUUUAAAGUUCGUUACCAGCUGCUCGAAGCCUCCGCUUUUGGGCUUUGCCCACCUGGAGCCGCCCUUCUCCAUUCGUUGCGUGGAAGUGGGUGACGACGAGGAUACGGGGGACACAAUCGGCAGUGUGAUCCGAGGUUUCUUCACUAUACGCAAAAAGGAUCCGCUCAACCGACUGCCCACCUCUUCCACCUGCUUCAACCUGCUGAAGCUGCCCAAUUACCAAAAGAAGUCCACGCUGCGGGACAAACUACGCUACGCCGUGAGCAGCAACACCGGAUUCGAGCUGUCCUAAAGGAGGACCCUUCUCCUACUUCUUCCCACUUUAUUCACAUUUUGUAUGUUAUUCCUUUUUAAGCAUUCUUUCGUAGGCAAUUUCGGUGUAAAUGUAUUUUUAUGAUUUGUGGCCGCAUCACAAACGGAUUGAGAAACACAUUUAAUCAAUCUUAACACACAAUUAUUAACAAAUAAAUAUAAACGUAUAGCUGUGAUAAAACUAUAAUAAACUAACGAAGAGUACACAACAAA